Molecule: messenger RNA, 543 nt
Organism: Parnassius apollo (apollo)
Lineage: Eukaryota; Metazoa; Arthropoda; Insecta; Lepidoptera; Papilionidae
Source: the annotation of a GenBank genome assembly
AUGGUAGAGCAACCCGCAAACGUGGAUGCCGCCGUGAAUACCCCAGUUGUGGUUGAUUCAAACGAUGAUGGAACAGUCGCCCAGGAACUGGAAUUAGAGCAUAUGAGGAGUACAUUGGAAGAGGCGAUUGUGGAAACGCGCAGUACGACUCUCGAAAAUCGACCGCGACUUCCCCGCAUAGCCCUAAGCAAGCGGAAUCGGGCUGUCGAUGGCGUUUGCUGGGACAAAUGUCAGUUUGUCCCAGCCGGAUACAACGUAAAAACUGCUGCGUCGUGGGGAAAGCGGAUUCGGCGAUAUACCGAGAGGUCGACACGGUUCAACCAGAAUCGUCUCUUCCAGAGUGAUCAGAAGAGGCUCUAUGCAUCAUUGGAGCGACCAAUAGUAAGUGGAACGGGCCCAGCACCGAAUCAGGCCGCACUUAGCAUUCUGGCGCGGCCUGUGGUCAGAGCCCGUAAACCACAGCGAGGGCCCUUGGACGGAAGUUGUGGCGAGUCAGUGUGCGGGUAUUACGCCCAUGGACCCCGUCAUCAUAACACCGGAUAA